Molecule: messenger RNA, 5619 nt
Organism: Verticillium alfalfae VaMs.102
Lineage: Eukaryota; Fungi; Ascomycota; Sordariomycetes; Glomerellales; Plectosphaerellaceae
Product: PC_rep repeat-containing protein
Exons: 4
Coding region: 127-5619 (1830 amino acids)
Biological process (GO): metaphase/anaphase transition of mitotic cell cycle; anaphase-promoting complex-dependent catabolic process; protein K11-linked ubiquitination
Cellular component (GO): anaphase-promoting complex
Molecular function (GO): molecular adaptor activity
Source: RefSeq, a predicted model, not a curated record
GAGCAUCACCGAUCCACCACAACAACGUCUAAGCACGAAUAUCGAGUUGAAACGUCCUUUUCGAUUCCCAAGUCUCCCGAAAUAUCUGACGCACAUAUCCGACGCUGCUUAUGGAGCCCAUCCACCAUGGCGUCGGUAAAGUCUCUUGGACUGCACCAACCGACCGCACUACAUCGUACAAUUGAGGAACUCGGUCUUCCGCAGAGCACCAACCUCUCUGCAUUGCAUUGGGAAAUAAACACCGACAAGCGCGAUACGCCCGCUGUGGAAGACGAACUUCUCGUAACCGAGACGUGUGUCGUAUGGAGCCGAGGUGGAAUAUUUCGAAAGUCAUUCAAAUUUGACCUCGAGAACGAACCCAUCACGCAGGCACUGCUGGCAUACUUCCCCGCAUAUGAUGAGCUACGGAAGCCCAAGAACAAGAAGAGGUCUUCAGUAUCACCGGAAAUCUCCAAGAAGCCGUCCAAGGCUUUGAUCGUAUUUCUCAAAACCCAAGCCCAUCUUCAUUUUGUCUCAGGGGCCAGCCAUGUUAUCCAUAUGCCUUUUGAGGUUGAGGCCGCCUGCGCUGCGCCGCAGGGCGUCAUCAUACAAAGGAAGCAUUACACUGAGAACAACAUACCGGUAUCACUCAAGUUCCCCAAGGUUCCUCCAAACUCGUUCGUUUCCUCCCAGAUCACAGCCCCAUCUCUACAGGGUUCACAGCAAACCACUUUUUCGAUAGAAGGCUUGGGAAACCCGAGAAGCCUACCUCUUAAUCUGGGUUCGACACUGGAAGAUAUGUGGGAGGUCCCCCUAGGGAAUUCACAGUCUAAGUGGCCGAGGCUGGUGACUCUGGUUGACCCACUACAAGAUAUCGGUCUCGUCGUUACAGAUCCUCAAUCAGCGCAACGGGCAGCAACAAGAAGAGGAACUUCCAAGUCGCCAUAUCUUCUAGACCCCGCCGAAGAGAUUCUUUACAUCGAGGAAAUACAGCUUCCAAGCUUACUACAGCCGCCGAAAAAUGACCCACUUAUCCUUGCCGUUACAGUCAAUAGAGAAGCAAAUACGUACACCUUAUGGAGGUUAUCGUACAACAAGAACGGCGAUGAUCCUGUUCAGAGGAGCAAGAAGAGCGAUAUCGCAGCAAAUAGACGCCGCAGCUCGAUGCAGCCACAGUUUGCCAGUGGGGCUUCUACACCGAUUCAGGUUAACUUCAGGGAAAGCUUUGGCGCGCCCUUGCCAGGGAAGCGGCAGAGGAAAAGCGAAAGACUUGAGAGGCUUGAGAGGACUGAAAAAUCAGACAAGCCACUUGAUCUUGUUAGCUCUCUAAAUGCGGAUAAAGACGGAGGCGCCACUCGAAGACAGUCACGCAGAGUCAGCUCCAUGUUAGCUCGUGCUGAUCUUUCCGCGUCACAAGAACGAUCCGCCUUUUCAGAACAGCAGCUGAUGCCAAAUCUCGGCAGCUCGAUCAGGGACUCUUUUGGCACCCAAGGAGGCCGCCACUCUCUCAACUACAACCAGACCAUCCACCCUAGCUUAGGUAGCUUACUCGAAGCUCCCAUCGACAAUGUUCUUGACGAGUUGCGAGCAGGAGGUGAUUUUGAAGGCUUUCACAGCAUGGGUCUAGAUGAUCACGACUGUGACGGAUUGGCACAAGAAGUGGUGUUCACAAAGGUACACACCAUUGAUAUUGACAGCUCCAACGUUCGUUACUCCGUAUCGAGUCAGCCUGCGCGGUACCAGAGCGGUGUCUUUAUUCUUUCGAGUCCCAAGCUCUCCGUUGAUGAUAAUCAGAGGAGCGAGCUCAUACUUGGCAUCCAAGAUGCAGUGGAUAAGAAGUUGCAACUUCUUACAAUCGACAUACACAAGGGUGGGCAAUUCCUCGUUCCACCCCGAUCAGUUCCACCCCGAUCAUCCCAACUUCCUGAAGUUCACUCGAACGCCCUUCGAAUUACCUGUGGCCAGCUACGACGAGCACAUCCCGUUGUUGAUGCUUGUAAAGUUGUGGAUGGCGAUCUUUCGGCGAUACUCAUACUAUCCGAAGGCAAUGAUGGACGGCGCGAGCUCAGUAUUCAGGCGCCAUGGCUGGAGAAAACACCCAUUACUCUUCCUCGAUUGCUGCUCGAGAACGAGCGCAGCCUACAAUACAUCGGCCGUGUCAUCGAUCGAGACGUACGACAGCGAAGGUCUGAAGCACUGGAUACGGCGAAUGGCAUCAUCCGUGCCCUUCGAUACUCUCGCAUGGGUGGCAUUGUAGAUGUUGUGGACGCUGAGAGGCGUCAUCACCAAAUCCAGAUCCAGCUGCAACCCCGCAACCCUUUGGCUCGUAAGGUUCUUGAUGCAUGCCGCAGCGUUCUGCCCUCGUCUCAAUCCAAGAAAAUAUUACCAGGCUGGUGGCAAGCCAUGAUGUGGCUACAGGCAGAAGAUAUGCAGGUGGCGGAUACCGAAUGGUCGGCCCUCGUUAUUCAUAUUAUGUCUAUCUUCCUUGUCUUAGGAGGCUCUGAGGCAGUCGUCCCGGCUCCACAGAGGCCGGUCAAGGGUCGCAGACGACCCCCUUCAGGCUCAUUUGGUUCCAUGAACAACAUCGAGGACUGGCGCUCUUUGCAGCUGCAUGAGACACCCAAUGCCCUUGGCUGCCCAAUAUGGCAGCAGAACCGAGGCUGGGACUGGACUGCGGACCAUGACGAUGAUCUAGACACCAAGGGCGACUUUGUUGAUUGCAAAUUUCUGCCAACGCACAUUCAGUAUACCAAAGCAUACCUCGCAUCAAGCAUCGAAGGGGAUUUACCAAGAACUGCAUAUGCGUUAUCAUCAGCAAUCCUUCAGAAUACAGAGGAUUCGCACAGUGCAGUCUGGGCCUUUUUCAUUGGAUUACACCUUCUACUCGAAGAACAAAAGCUGGACACUUCCACUCCAGAAUAUGCAACUCCUGGUAUUGCGGAGCUUCGCGUCUUGAUGGCGCAGAUUGCACGCUGGCUGAGGUGGCACGAAUUUGCCUCCUAUUACGAGAUGGGUCUUCAAGAGGAACUAGAAAAUCGAUAUGACAACGUUCUCACUAUCGAGAUACCACCGCCGCAGUCUAUGGGCAAGUCCUAUGAUGUUAUCGAAUGGAUUAGCACCAACCUCACUGGCGGUGACAGGACAGAUUUCCUGACACUAGCUUUUGCACGUCAAAAAGGGGUGCCAGACUCUAGUCGGCAAUCUCCGACGGAUACACGGUGGGGCUUGAUGACACCGAGAACCCAUAUGUUCAAGAGGUUUUUCUCCAAGCUUCGCGCGAGAAACGAUGCGGUUGGGCUUGUUGAGGCCAUGUAUAGCUCGGGAAUUGAUGUCCGCAUGUUGGAAACGCUACCGGAGGCCAUUUUGACGCCCCUACGUGACGCUAUGGCCAACUGCCAGGCACGACCUCCGUCCUCAUGGUCGAAGGACAUGCUGAAGCUGGUGGGUCGCAGCGAUAUCACACUAAUGUACGAACCUAGCAUGAAGCUCCGACAACGGCCGUUCAACAUUAUUGUUCGUUCUUUCCAGCCCUCAAGCCUUGCUGGUUUUGCUAACCCUCCGCAGGCCCCCAUUCACAUCGCCUCCUGGGAUUUCCGGACCAUUUGCCAAACUCUUAAUGAGUUCAACUCUGCCGGCUAUGAUGAUGGCGAGGGUACUGAGAGACAAGCAGUCAUCAGGGCUUUGUUCAAGGAGGACAGACGCCUCAACGAGGCGCAGGACCUCCUGUCCACGCACAGACCACGUAUCGUUCACCUAGACCCUGAGCCUGGUUGGACCGAAAGUCAGUAUCUCGAGAAGCAGAAAGAGCUGGUCUCGAGGGUUGCUACAGGCACAUUGGCAAUUCCAGCUGGUCGUGCCCUUCUUUACUAUGGUCUACGACAUCCCUUGUUGACACAAAAAUUCCAUAUCGGAGGCUUCAACCUCAAUUGUAUCGUGCGUCCAACGAAUGUCACUGUGGGCGUAGACAGAUCGCAGUUCACAGAGGAAAAGGUCUGCUGGGGCUUCUUUCACCAAGGGGUGGCCGCCGGCUUAGCUAUAUCCUCACAGGCUAAAGGCAUCGAUACAUCAUGGAUUUUAUUCAACAAACCAGGUCAGGAUCUCAACAAUCGCCAUGCAGGGUUUUUAUUAGCUCUUGGUCUGAAUGGUCACCUCAAAGACGUUGCGAAAUGGGUCGCUUUCAAGUAUUUGACACCAAAGCAUACCAUGACCUCGAUUGGGCUGCUUCUCGGACUUGCUGCAUCGUACCUAGGUACUAUGGACUCUCUCAUCACACGUCUCCUGUCGGUACAUGUCACGCGUAUGCUUCCACGUGGAGCAGCUGAGCUGAACAUCUCGCCCUUAACCCAGACGACUGGCAUCAUGGGCAUCGGUCUCCUCUAUUGCGGUAGUCAACAUCGGCGGAUGAGCGAGAUCAUGAUGUCCGAGAUCGAGCAUGUUGGUGAGGACGAAAGCCCUGAGCCACUGAGGAGUGAGUGUUACCGCCUCGCUGCUGGGUUUUCGCUUGGAUUCAUCAACCUCGGCAAAGGCAAAGACCUCAAGGGGCUCCAUGAUAUGAGACUUACCGAAAAGCUCAUCGGCAUUGCAACGGCGAACAAGAAGGUUGAGAUGGUGCAAAUUUUGGAUCGUGCUGCUGCAGGCGCAGUCAUGGCUCUCGCUCUUAUCUUCAUGAAGUCGGAGGACCACAUCGUGGCGCGUAAGAUCGAUGUGCCGGAAUCGGUCCUGCAAUUCGACUACAUUCGUCCAGAUAUCCUUCUCUUGCGUACUGUUGCAAAGAAUUUGAUUCUUUGGAGUCAGAUCGAGCCUUCAUUCGAGUGGAUCGCGCAAAGUUUGCCCACGCCAUUCCGCUUCCGCCAUGGACUGACUGGCACUAUAAUCUUGAAGAGCACUGAUCUUCCUUUUUUCAGCAUCCUCGCAGGUCUAUGCUUCUCUCUAGCAUUGCGGUUCGCCGGAAGUGGCUCGCUGAAAGCUCGCGAUAUCCUCAUUCACUACCUCGAUCAGUUCAUGCGUGUCUCACGUAUUGUUUCUACGAAACGAGUUCCACAAUUUGAUCGGCCAAUUUACGAUGAGGAGCUUGCACGCUCAAACGCACAUAUCGCUUCUCUUCGCACUCAUGCUGGCCCUGACUUUUGGGAUGUGGAACUGGACUUGAAAAGCGAUGCCACGCUUCUGACAACAAUGGCCAAGAAUCCAAGCUUAUUCCUCAAGAGACGUCCCCCUCUCGAGGCUCCUUUCUCUGCUACGCUCCGUGCGCUGGGGCGCAGCUCUCUGGCGGACGCCCACGCACGGCGGGGGCCAACACGACCCUUUGGUGGUAAUGCUGCUAUGGAUGGGAGCUUGACCGUUACUUCUGCUGUUGAUACACGCCUCGUUCUGGAACAAAGUGCCAAAAGCUUUUCACGGGAGAGAUUGCAAGGCCUCAAGCUCUUAUUCAGAUGGGCGGAUGUUCGAGAUCGAGUGGAAACCCGGAAGGUCGCUCCUGCUGUAGCCAAUGGGUUGCAGAAGCCAGGGCAGCGGCAGGAGGAAUUUGAAGGCAAGGAGGAGGCUAAGGAGGAAGGUGAAGGCUGGUGGAUACGGAACAGCGUUAUUGAGGCUCUCAAGGGACAGGUUUUUCUUGCUGUGAGGGUAAACGUAGAGGUCUAA